Molecule: messenger RNA, 4241 nt
Organism: Ficedula albicollis (Collared flycatcher)
Lineage: Eukaryota; Metazoa; Chordata; Aves; Passeriformes; Muscicapidae
Gene: KDF1
Product: keratinocyte differentiation factor 1
Exons: 4
Coding region: 872-2149 (425 amino acids)
Biological process (GO): keratinocyte development; regulation of epidermal cell division
Cellular component (GO): cell junction
Source: RefSeq, a predicted model, not a curated record
GGAAGGCUGGUGCCUCUCGGAGCUCUCCCGGCGCUCUCGGCUCUCCCUGGGCUCGGCUUUGCCCGAGGAGGGGGCACAGGCGGUGGGAGCCUGGGCAGGGCAGGCUGGGAUGGUUCUGUUCCCUGCCGUUCCUGCUGCCAGCUUCUCCUCUCCCCAAAAAUCCCCAUCUGGAGGCCAUGCUGGGAAAGCAGAGGGGGCACUGUUUGGUGCCCAGCGGGGUCUCCCCUUUUCCUUCCCUUUCAUUUGGCAGGGAAAAGAGCCAAACUUUGUCUGCCUGCCCCGUGCUGGAGCCCUGGUUGUCAGGGUGGGUGUUUGGGCACAGGGGAGCCUUUGGCAAGAGGCAACUCCUUGCCAGGUUGUUUGUAUCCCAAAUAGCUGAGUGGGAGAGGAGCUGCUGGAUCCUGGGGUGCACAGGGAGGAUGUGGACCCACAUUUGCUCUGGGUCAGGACCUCCAUCCCGGCAGGGAGCAGGAGGUCAACAGGUGAUUGCAGCUCCUGGCCAGGCUCCUUAGGACUCCUCACAGAGCUCAGAGAGGCUGUGUCAGUGUGUGAAUCCUGUCUGCAGGGUUUAGGAGGUGUUCCCCAGCUGCCAGCACCACCAGCAGUGUGGUUAUGGGCAGUGGAUGUGACAUUGUUCAGGAGAUUCACAACUUAACUGAGCUUUUUAAAACUUUCCAAGGAAAUCCCUCCCUCUGAACAAUGAAGAUCUUAGACCCUGGCUAACCCUGAGUCCUGCAAGCCCUUUGUGGAUCCUUCCUGGCUGCUCUGGAGCAGAUGCUGAGGCUCCCUAGAGGGAUCUUCUCCAGUCGCUCCUGGUGCCUGUGUGAGAGCAGAGGAAGCUCCCAGCCAUCGUGUGCCCGAGAGCUGAGCCAUGCUGGGCAGGAGGAGCCGCCUGCCCCCCGAGCAGCCGUGCCAGGAGGCUGUGCCGCUGCGGGCCCGGGCAAACAGGGACACGGAGCUCAGCCUGGGCGUGCUGGGGGGCUCCAGCAGGGACACAGGUGUCAGCCUGGGCGUGCUGGGGGGCUCCAGCAGGGACACCAAUGUCAGCCUGGACGUGCUGGGGGGCUCCUCGCCCCAGCCCAAGGGCGGCCGCAGCCGGGCGCAGCAGAUGAGGGACAGGAAGGGGCGCAGGGCCGAGCUCAAGGACUCCAACGGCCGGGAGGCAGAGACCAUCACCUUCAUCUCCGGCACGGCUGAGGCUCCCCCGAGCCAGAGCUUCUGCUGCUCCGCCCUGGCUCAGGCCUGGAACACGUACAAGGCUGUUUUCUGCUGCAUAGUGACGUGUGGGGGCUGCUUCCAGGACUGCAGCGUCUGCGUUCCCUACCCGGGGCCCGCCGAGACCUCCACGGACGAUGGGAAGAACGGAGACUACAACGGGCGGCUGCCAAACAGCCCCAGCAACUCCUCUCCUGCUGAGAAGAACGGCAACCAGAUCAAAAAGUCCAGCAUGGGCAGCAGUUUCAGCUACCCAGACGUGAAGCUGAAGGGCAUCCCCGUCUAUCCAAACAGGAGCCCCAACCACCACCUGGAGUCUGACUCCUGCUGCAAGGAGCUGCUGGAGAAGCCCUUCAGGAACAGCAUGGAGAAGCCCCCCCUGCCCAGCAGCCACAGGAGCUCAGAGGAGUACUACUCCUUCCACGAGUCGGACGUGGACAUCAGCGAGCUGAACGGCUCCAUGUCCAGCCGCCAGAUCGACGUGCUCAUCUUCAAGAAGCUGACUGAGCUGUUCAGCGUGCACCAGAUCGACGAGCUGGCCAAGUGCACCUCGGACACCGUCUUCCUGGAGAAGACCAACAAGAUCUCGGACCUGAUCAACAGCAUCACGCAGGACUACAACCUGGACGAGCAGGACGCCGAGUGCCGCCUGGUGCGGGGCAUCAUCCGCAUCAGCACCCGCAAGAGCCGCGCGCGGCCCCGCUGCUCCCUGCCAGGUGCUGAGUCAUCCUUCACCUGUCUCUCACUGUCUCAGGCCCUCUUGCUUCUCCUUGCAGAGCUGGCUGUGCAGAUAUCGGAGGAGACGCCGGCAGAUGUGAUGGCCAGGAACAUGAGGCGGCACAGCAGCGCAGGCUCUCCAACCAGCAGAGAUUCCUCUUUCCAGGACACAGAGACUGACUCCUCUGGGGCUCCUCUGCUCCAGGUGUACUGUUAAAGGACCUGAGCAGCAGGGAGGCAUCCCAGGGCUCUGCUGCAUCCCAAUCCUGCUCUUGCCAUGUGGAGUGUGCUGUGCCACAUUUGAUUUUCUUUUCCCCAGUCUGCCCUGAAGCCAGAUGCCUCCUGCUGUCUGAAUUUCACUGGAUGCUUUGGUUUUUUUGGACAAUCAAGGAAGCAAGCUGCAGAGCUAAUGAACCUGGGAGGUGGAUUGUGUGCCCAGGGAGGAGAAGAUGGACAAGGAAGUAGCAGAUCAUUGUGGCUCUGUGAUUCUGUAAAUCACAUUUAGCUCCAGCAGCCUCAGUCUGGCUCAGCCCUUUCCCUGCUUUGAGGUGCAGUUCCUGCUUCCUGGCACUGCUGAGUGAACCUGGAUGAGGAAUAACAGUGUGGUGUCUGUGCUGGUGCUGAGGUGCAGGCUGAGAUCCUGCCCUGCAGGGACCCAAAUCUCUAUUUAAAGUGCCUGUGUUGGUCCCACAACCCCAAAAUCUUCUGCCGUGGUGUUUUCAGUAGCCAGAUCUGCCUUUCCCUGCUGGCCCUCGGUGUCACCUCCUUAUGUUGCCUUGUGAGGUUCAGAUUUGUGGGGUUUGUUUAAUUUGUGGCCUCUUGGCUCAUCUGCUGGGACAGUGCCAGUGCUGGGCUGCCCCUGCCUGGGGAUCAGCUCUGCCAGCCUGCUGGGAGUCCUGGGGAGCACUCUGGGACCUGCCUGCUAGCAGCUCUGCCUCCCUGCCCUGCCCAGCCCUCCUGGCAGAGCCUGGAGCAGGAGGGGAGCACUUGACUCACUCCUUAUGGUUCAGAGCUGUUUGACUGUUCUGCUGGAAAAUCCCUUCCAAGUGGUUUGCUUGGAAAGGAAAGGGCCCUGAGACUGCCUGCAGAGGGUCUGGGGGGCACUGCUGGCACCCAGCUCCUCCCUGUGGCAGGGGGAGGCAGGAGAUGGGCACUGCCGUCCCCAGGGACGGUGCCAGGUGGCCUUGAGGGCUGCAGCAGGAGGAAGCUGCAUCUGUGCUGUUGCCACUGGUUGGUUGUUUGUCACAGAGUAAACACAGCAAGCCAUGGGGCUUAUUUGGAGAUUGGGGUGCCCUUGGACAUGAGCAGAAAAUGCUUCCUUGAAUUCUCCAGCCCUAGGAUAAACACACCCACUGGAUUCUGGGGAGAGGGAAGCCCAGAUAGGCCCCACGUUUUGGUGUGGACCAUGGUUUUGUGCCUCAGUUGGACUGGAACGUGCCUCAAUUGAACUGAAAUGUGCCUCAAUUGAACUGAAAUGUGCCUCAAUUGAACUGAAAUGUGCCUUAAUUGAACUGAAAUGUGCCUUUAUUUUCCAGCCUGUGGUUGCUCUUCAGAGCUUUGAGCAGGGAGGAAGGGUUUCAUUCCUCUCACAAGCUCUCAGGCUUCUUUAAAAGGCCAAAACCCUUUGAAAUUCCAGUUCCGGUCCCUGUUAGAGACUGGUUUUGUAAACCACUGGCUUUUUUCAGAGUGUGCUUCCAAAAAUCAGGGGCAUUACUGAGACCAGACCACACCUGAAGACAUUGACAGAGAUAUUUUGAAGAUAAAGGGGAGAGACUGAGCCUUGGAUUUGGCUUCCCUUCCCUGCUUUGUGUUUAAAGCUGUUGGUUUAUGAGAAAUGGAGUUUAUACAAGGAAAAGACUUGAAGCAAGGCCAGGCUGGGACUCCCAGGGGAGCUGGGUGAGGUCACCUCCUUGCCAGUGCUGCCCAUCCUGAGGGACCUGCUUGGCUCCUGCUUCUCAGGGGUUUGUACAUUGUUAUUUGGGCAGGUUUGCUUCGAGCUGUGUGCUGAGGUUCACGUGGCUCACACUGACACAGCUCUGUGGGCUGUGCUUUGGAGACAAGGGGUGAGCUGGACUUGCAACGAGCAAAUACACAUUUUUAGUGUCUAGUCUGGGUGUGAAGAGUGAGUGUGUGUGGAUUAAACUAACAAAAAGACCCCAAGCCCCCCAGAAACUCACUAAGGAAGACUGUCAGCUCGAUGGUCCCUGAGCUGGUUCACCUGUGGUGUCUUAUGGGAUUCUUUUGCACUCACUUUUGCCUUAAAUAUUCUGGUUUGGUCUUUUUUAUAAAGUAAAAGUUGUGCUCUUUAC